Messenger RNA from Paramecium octaurelia, 352 nucleotides. Lineage: Eukaryota; Ciliophora; Oligohymenophorea; Peniculida; Parameciidae. The record is from the annotation of a GenBank genome assembly.
AUGAAAAAGAGCAGAAAUAUUGAGCAUGAGUUAAGUUACGAAUAAAAUAUCGAAUCAGAUUGUAAAAUUAAUGAUAUUAUUGUGAAUUGCAACUCUACAAUUUUUAUUAUCUCGGAAACACUAGAAAAGGAAAGAUAGCCAAUCUUAACUUAUAUAACUUCAAAGAAGGGUCGAUGAAAUAAUUCAAGAAUUAGUGUCAUUCCCAAAAAGGAAUUUACUGUACUCAUAAUUCAAAUAUGUUUAUCUCUUAGCAUAUCUAUGAUUAUGAAAUCAUUUUGAGGAAUUAAUCUUAUGUAGCUUUGAAAAAUACCAAAUGUUUAAGUUAAAUACAAUUUUAUUACCAUCAUCUAAG